ACAAACAAAAGUCACUUUAUUUAUUUCUUUUUCUGUCCCCACUUUCCUUCUCUCUGCUCAAUUAUUUUGCAUCAAAGCAGCACCACUUGAUUAAAUUGCCUUCAAAUCACCACACCAAAUAUUGCUCUCCAUUAUUCACCAACCUUUCCUUCAAUCUAUCGCUCAUUCCUCCCAAUGGCCGAAGCUUUGUUGGGCUCUGUGAUUGAAAAUUUGGGAUCUUUUGUUCAAGACCAACUUGGAACUUACUUGGGUGUUGAACAACAAAUUCAGAAGCUUUCCAACAACCUCACCGCAAUUCGUGCUGUCCUCAGAGAUGCGGAGAGAAAGCAAAUUACAAGUGAAGUCCUCAAGAAUUGGCUGCAGAAACUUACAGAUGCAGCAUAUGUAUUGGAUGAUAUCUUGGAUGAAUGUUCAAUUCACUUCACAAAGAUGCCCUCUGAUGAUGGACAUACUUCAUGCCUAUCCCGUCUCCAUCCUAAGGACAUUCUCUUUCGUUUUAAUAUUGCCAAGAGGAUGAAAGACAUCACCCAAAGAUUUCAUGACAUUCAUGAAGAAAAGAGCAGGUUUAAUUUAGAACAUGGUGUCACAGAGGUGCAAGCAGUGGAUGAUGAUUGGCGCCAAACUAGCUCUGACAUUACAGAACCUGUAGUUUAUGGCAGAGACCAUGAUCGAGAGCAAAUUGUGAAGUUUCUUCUGGAAGACGCUAGUAACAGUGAAGAGCUCUCUAUCUUUCCCAUAGUUGGCAUGGGUGGACUUGGCAAAACAACAUUAGCCAAGCAGGUUUUCAAUGACCACAGGGUAUGCAAACAUUUUCACAAGACAAUUUGGGUUUGUGUUUCCGAUGAUUUCAACAACAUGACAAUACUACAAUCCAUCAUAGAAUGCAUCACCGGGCAAAAUCCCAAUCUCAAUAGCUUAGAAGCAAUGCGGAAAAAGGUUGAAGAAGUGUUGCAUGGGAUGAGGUAUUUACUUGUUCUUGAUGAUGUGUGGAAUGAAGACCCAGAGAAAUGGGAGCAGUUGAAGGGAAAGCUGCAGUGUGCAAGGGCAGCAAAAGGAUCUACCAUUUUGGUCACUACUCGACUCGAGGAAGUUGCUUCCAUCAUUCAGACGCAUCCUGCUUACCAUUUGAAAAAAUUGUCAGGAGACGAAAGUUGGUCGUUGUUCAAAUACCAUGCGUUUGGACCAAACCGAAAAGAAAUGGAAGAGCUCGUGGCAAUUGGCAAAGAGAUAGUGAGAAACUGCAUUGGUUUACCGCUUGCAAUAAAAACACUGGGAAGCCUCUUGCGUGAUCAAAGUGAGGAUAUCUUCGUGGACUGCCCAAAAACUUGACGCAAUUACAAGAUCUAAGACAUAUUGUGAUGGAUGAUUGUGAUUCAGUAGUAGAGACGCUUCCCAAAAUUAGCAAGUUAAGGCAUCUAAGAACACUAAGCAUUUUCGUGGUGGGUUCAAAGCCAGGG
Messenger RNA from Vigna radiata var. radiata (mung bean), 1457 nucleotides. RefSeq names its product putative disease resistance protein RGA3. Gene Ontology annotation, molecular function: ADP binding. The transcript is spliced from 2 exons. The record is from RefSeq and is a predicted model, not a curated record. The coding region runs from base 175 to 1329 and encodes 384 amino acids. Gene Ontology annotation, biological process: defense response to fungus. Lineage: Eukaryota; Viridiplantae; Streptophyta; Magnoliopsida; Fabales; Fabaceae.